This is a messenger RNA of Cimex lectularius (bed bug), 794 nucleotides long. It is a transcript of the gene ppl, whose product is annotated as glycine cleavage system H protein, mitochondrial. The record is from RefSeq and is a predicted model, not a curated record. The transcript has 5 exons. Gene Ontology annotation, biological process: protein lipoylation; glycine decarboxylation via glycine cleavage system. NCBI's taxonomy places the organism in Eukaryota, Metazoa, Arthropoda, Insecta, Hemiptera, Cimicidae. Bases 188 to 715 code for a protein of 175 amino acids. Gene Ontology annotation, cellular component: cytoplasm; glycine cleavage complex; mitochondrion.
GAAUAAAAGUCGGUUUUAUUUAACUAUUUUCCGUUUGCAGAGGGACUAGGACCUAUUUUACGCCGCCUAUCCAAGGGGUCAGAUAAUCGCGAGUAAAAACGAAGGACUGUACUGUUACGCAAAAGCGAUAACUGGCUGAUAGGCGUCCUCGAGAAGAAAUUUUAUUCGAUCCGGUGAGACGUCCACGAUGGCAGCUUCCCAUAUCGUACAGCGCGUCAGGCAGCUCGUUUUCCUCCAGCCGGCUGUAGGCAGCAGCCUGACUGCUUUCUCGUGUAGGACGGUCAACUCCAUCCGGCUCAACUCUUCCAACCUGAGGAACUACUGUUCCGCCCCGAAAGGCAGGCUGUACAGUGACAAGCACGAAUGGGUUGAAGUGAGUGGCAAAAUCGGCACUGUUGGUGUUUCGCAAUAUGCCCAGGAGGCUUUAGGAGAUGUUGUCUAUGCACAACUGCCCGAUGUUGGGUUAGAAGUUUGCCAGCAUGACGAGGUGGGAGCGUUAGAGAGUGUUAAAGCUGCAAGUGAACUGUAUUCUCCCAUAUCGGGAAAAGUCGUUGAAAAAAACUGUGCAGUAGAAGAAUCGCCCAAUCUAAUUAAUAAGUCCUGUUAUGAAGAAGGCUGGCUAUUUAAAGUUGAAAUGAGCAAAGCAGAUACAGAGCUGAAAGAGCUCAUGAAUGAAGAGUCCUAUGCUGCAUUUUUGAAAGAAGAACAGCACUAAAGAAAUUUGUUUCUUGCUCGCAAGUUGUUUUGUAGUCAUUUUGUUGUUUUAAAUAAAUUAUGCACUGUUUUAAUUAUAA